This is a messenger RNA of Penicillium lagena, 1023 nucleotides long. RefSeq names its product protein-lysine N-methyltransferase. Lineage: Eukaryota; Fungi; Ascomycota; Eurotiomycetes; Eurotiales; Aspergillaceae. The coding region runs from base 1 to 1023 and encodes 340 amino acids. The record is from RefSeq and is a predicted model, not a curated record. The transcript has 4 exons.
AUGAUCCGCAAGCUGGUCGCCCAGUACUUCCAGCUCGUGGAUCUCUCGGAUCUGGCACUCCCAGAUGGCCCUGUUCUCGUGCGGUCCGAUGUGCAGACUGCGCUAUACGAGCGCAUGUUCGCGGAAACCGUGUUCCCACUGCCACCGGCCAACUACCGCGCGCGCGUGCUGAAGCUAAUUCUGGCGCGCAUUGAGGCGUCAAUCCGUGAUCCGGAGGAGGAUGAGAUCCUCGACGAUCUCAUGUCCUGCUGGAGCACGCUGAUCGCAACGCCCAAGACCCCAGCUCUGGAGCAAGCACAGCAAUUGGAACUUGUAGAAUAUACGGCCCCGGUGCAGCCCGAUACGACAGACAGCACACCAGAGCGCACGGUUAUCACCUCCGAGUCGCGCGGGCUGAUUUACGGGUCUGGCACUACGGGGUUCCGCACCUGGGAGGCAGCCCUCCAUCUGGGGUCGUUCCUGGUGACUGGGAUGGGUGAAUCCCUCAUACGCGGGAAGCGAGUGAUAGAGCUCGGCGCUGGCACCGGGUUCUUGUCGCUACUAUGUGCGCGACAUCUCGGUGCUCAGGCGGUUGUUGCGACGGAUCGGGAAACUACUCUGAUUGAGAAUAUGGACCGCUGUGCUUCUCAUAAUCAGACCGAAACUGCCGCAGCGCUUCCAUUCUAUCCGGCUGUUUGGGAGUGGGGGACUCCCUUGGACGUUAAAGGCGGCGGGGAUGCGGUGUCCGAAUGGACCAACUUUGAUGUCGCACUUGGUGCUGAUCUGAUCUACGACGCGGAUCUUGUGCCACUCCUGUUGUCCACGGUGCAGGAUCUGUUCGACAAUUAUGGAGUUCAGCAUUUUAUCAUCUCCGCGACCGUGCGCAACGAAGAUACUUUCCAGACGUUUUUGCGUGUCUGUGAAUCGCACGCCUUCACCGUUGAGCAGCUCCCCUUUCAGUCGGCACCUUCCGAAUCCCAAACCGGAUUCUUCCAUUCGACGAGCACGCCCAUCCGCACCUAUCGCAUUUUGCCAUCGUCAUGA